UUGACAAGCAAACAGAAGAAGUUCCUAGACCAAUGGUACGAAGACUUCGUGCAACAUCCGUCUCAAUCCACCACUCCCCACGAGUCCUUGAUAGCAUUGGCAAUCCUCAUCCAAGCUCGGCCACAGCUCAUACACGAGUACAUCUCGAAUAAAUACUCCAGCACCACGCACGAACCUGCAACUUGCCCGACGCUUAAAUCUACCUCACUUCAGCCUCAUUCAUCUACAGAGCCAUACUCUCUUACAAGAGCCAACAAUCACCUCCCAUCUGCAACCCUCGCUCUGGUAGAGAAAUUCAUCUCUACCUGCCACCGCCGCCGCCCCCCAACAGACGGCCGUCGCACCGUCAACUCAGGCCCCUUCCGCUGCAGCUUCAGCUGCGGAUACCGCACAAAACGCGUCUUCGACUGGCGACGCCACGAAGAAACGCACGAACCACAGGAACUAUGGCUAUGUGCGCUUUGCUGCCAAGUCAAAGGCGACACACAAUCAGAAGGGGACCUUUAUCCUCAGAAUCCCUUCUUGGUCAAUCGCAAAGACAAGUUCCUGAGACACGCGAAGGACGCGCAUCAGCAGUGGGUGCCGGAAACGGUGCUCGAGAUGAGUCGCGUGGGGUAUCGACCGAGGGUUGGGGGGAAGUGUGAAGUUUGUGGGGGUGCGUGGGAGAGUUGGGAUGAGAGGUGUAAACAUCUAUUGGGGCAUUUUGAGGAUGAGAUUGAGAGGGGGUGUAAGAGA
Molecule: messenger RNA, 735 nt
Organism: Dothidotthia symphoricarpi CBS 119687
Lineage: Eukaryota; Fungi; Ascomycota; Dothideomycetes; Pleosporales; Dothidotthiaceae
Exons: 1
Source: RefSeq, a predicted model, not a curated record